AUGACUUAUAAUUGCCUUUUUUCUCACGCGGUUGUCCACGGAAUUGUUCUUGUGGUUGUGAGACGCCAAAAUGGUGGCCCAGAGAAGGUGAAGAAACCGAAAUUCAUCACCAAGACCAUUGGAGGAGAGAAAAAUGGUGAAACCAGAAAAGUUAGAGUUUGCCGACUGCCCCGUCACCUCCCUACUCAGGUGGCAAGACGCAAGUUGAUGAAUAACAAGAAGCCCUUCAGCCAGCACAAGCGCAAUUUGCGCCCUUCCAUUCGGCCCGGAACAGUUCUCAUCCUCCUUGCAGGAAGACAUCGAGGAAAGAGAGUUGUGUUCCUGAAGCAGCUCGGCACUGGCCUUCUGCUUGUGACUGGUCCAUUUGUGUUGAACGGCUGUCCCCUCAGACGAGUAAACCAAAUCUACACAAUUGCCACCAGCACCCGGCUGAAGAUAAAAAAGGUUAAGGUCCCUUCCAGAAUAAAUGAUGAUUAUUUCAGGAGAAAGUCUCUGAAAAACCUCAAGCACAGAGAGGGAGAACUCUUUGACACUGCUAAAGAGGAAUAUACUUUGUCCAAUGAGCGCAAAGAAGACCAGGUGACUGUUGAUAAACAGAUCCUUAAAGUGAUCAAGGCUUCAAAGGACAAAAAAGGUUUGAAGGGUUAUUUGGAAACUAUGUUCUCCCUUAAGAACAAGAUGUACCCACACAAAAUGAUUUUCUAA
Messenger RNA from Acanthosepion pharaonis, 705 nucleotides. NCBI's taxonomy places the organism in Eukaryota, Metazoa, Mollusca, Cephalopoda, Sepiida, Sepiidae. The record is from the annotation of a GenBank genome assembly.